Molecule: messenger RNA, 2587 nt
Organism: Enhydra lutris kenyoni (northern sea otter)
Lineage: Eukaryota; Metazoa; Chordata; Mammalia; Carnivora; Mustelidae
Product: mitogen-activated protein kinase 9
Exons: 13
Coding region: 251-1504 (417 amino acids)
Biological process (GO): JNK cascade; protein phosphorylation
Cellular component (GO): cytoplasm; nucleus
Molecular function (GO): JUN kinase activity; ATP binding
Source: RefSeq, a predicted model, not a curated record
UCCUCAAACGUUACCAGCAGUUGAAGCCAAUCGGCUCCGGAGCCCAAGGAAUUGUUUGGCGCCGUCACUGCAGUGCCUUGUCCUUCAUUGGCAAGACGAGGCCAAGCAGUGUCAUUAUCACCCCAUGGAUUAACCAGAAAGGGCUGCUGUGUGAGGGGUUGGGCUGGCCGUCUCUUCCUUGGUGUCUCACUUCAGCCAUGUGUCCAGCCCGUCAGAACCAUUGGUCUGACCCUGAGCCUUAGUGUCUUGCAUGGUAAGACAGUCAGCUGCCGCGCCAUCACCGGCCAGCUCAAGUGCUGCUUUUGAUACAGUUCUUGGGAUAAAUGUUGCAGUCAAGAAACUAAGCCGUCCUUUUCAGAAUCAAACUCAUGCAAAGAGAGCUUACCGUGAACUCGUCCUCUUAAAAUGUGUCAAUCAUAAAAAUUAUAAACAAGAAGGCAAAAGUCAUCGAAUCCCUCAGAUCAUUAUCAUUAACAUUUUGAUAAUUAGUUUGUUAAAUGUGUUUACACCACAAAAGACUCUAGAAGAAUUUCAAGAUGUGUAUUUGGUUAUGGAAUUAAUGGAUGCUAACUUAUGUCAGGUUAUUCACAUGGAGCUGGACCAUGAAAGGAUGUCCUACCUUCUUUACCAGAUGCUCUGUGGUAUUAAACAUCUGCAUUCAGCUGGUAUCAUUCAUAGAGACUUGAAGCCUAGCAACAUCGUAGUAAAAUCAGACUGCACGCUCAAGAUCCUUGACUUUGGCCUGGCCCGGACGGCGUGUACCAACUUCAUGAUGACUCCAUACGUGGUGACGCGUUAUUACCGGGCGCCUGAAGUCAUCCUGGGCAUGGGCUACAAAGAGAACGUUGAUAUCUGGUCAGUGGGUUGCAUCAUGGGAGAGCUGGUGAAAGGUUGUGUGAUUUUCCAAGGCACUGAUCAUAUUGAUCAGUGGAAUAAAGUCAUUGAGCAGCUAGGAACACCGUCUGCGGAUUUUAUGAAGAAACUGCAGCCAACCGUGAGGAAUUACGUAGAAAACAGACCGAAGUACCCCGGCAUCAAAUUCGAAGAGCUCUUUCCAGAUUGGAUAUUCCCAUCCGAAUCCGAACGAGACAAAAUUAAAACAAGUCAAGCCAGAGAUUUGUUAUCAAAAAUGUUGGUGAUUGAUCCCGACAAGCGAAUCUCCGUGGACGAAGCUUUACGUCACCCUUAUAUUACUGUUUGGUAUGACCCUGCUGAAGCCGAAGCACCACCACCUCAGAUUUACGAUGCCCAGCUGGAAGAACGAGAGCAUGCGAUUGAAGAGUGGAAAGAGCUGAUUUACAAGGAAGUGCUGGACUGGGAAGAGAGGAGCAAGAACGGCGUGGUCAAAGAUCAGCCUUCAGAUGCAGCAGUAAGCAGCAACGCCACUCCGUCCCGGUCGUCGUCCAUCAACGACAUCUCGUCCAUGUCCACUGAGCAGACGCUGGCCUCAGACACAGACAGCAGCCUCGACGCCUCCACGGGACCCCUCGAAGGUUGCCGGUGAUAAGGCACGACCCGCAAGCUCGUCCUCAGUGAAGGAAUUCUCGCUUCCAUGGGCCUGAAAUGCUUGGGGGUUGAUGGAACCAAAUAGAAAAACUCCAUGUUCUGCAUGUAAGGAACACGAUGCCUUGCCCCUGCUCAGUUCCAGUAGGAUUGCCUGCCUAGAUUUCACAGUGAAGCAGACUGUGUCUGAAGAACACAAGUGCGAGCCACACUUGUAGAGAAGUUGUGCAAGGUCAUUUCAGGUGAGCAAUUAGAGUAGAUGAUUUUGUUUUACUUUUUUUUAAAGUUGUACGGUAAUAGUGACAGUUUCUCAUCCUUUGUAACCGUUGGGACUUAUAUGCAUGUGACCACGUGUGCUUGCUCAGGCUUGCCCUCUAGCACUUUGGAAAUCAGUAUUUAAAUGCCAAAUAAUCUUCCAGGUAGUGCUGCUUCUAGAAUUCUCUCUUAAUCCUUUUGAGUAAUUUGGUGUCUGUCCAGGAAAAAAAUAGGUUUAUGUGUAUUAAUUGGCCACCAUCAUAUUAUCAUAUCUUACCUUCUUUUACGGUAUGAUUUAUUCUAUCUUUUGUAUUUCAGAAGGAAUAUAAGUAAAUCUAUUUAAUAAAUAAAAAAGAUACAACUUUUCUUAAAUCUGUCAUGUUUUGGGCUGAGAAUUAUCACUGCUAAAACCAAGACACCUUUGUGGACACUGUUUGCUCUAAAUUGUCUUAGUCUGGGAUGACUGUACCUUUAGCUUUAUUGCAAGAUAAAAUUUUCUGUUUUGUGCUGCUUAAGACAUAUAUGCCUUUAAAAUCCUAAUCUACCCUCGCUCCUUUCUCCUGGUCUUCUGGACUCGUUAAUUUAAACUGCCACCUAAAACUUCGCCUUCUUUGUUAGAUGCCUAACACUCCAUGUCAAUAACAUGACGACAGAUUCUCAAAUCCAUUAGUGGCGAGAGUAGAAUUUGACAAAACGGUCACUGAAGAUGACUGCAGCAGUGACUUCCUGAACACUUGCUCCCUCCGAGACUGGUCAGGGUCCUUCCCCAAGAGAGGCACCAUCUCCCAGGAGAGAGUUUUCGGUUUCCAACCUAACGCUCUUACACAAU